AUGAGCAAGACAAAGGAUUAUUACGAAGGCAAAGACAAUCUAUGGCAUGACGGAUGGUUCGAAAUGUUCCGCAAUGGACAGUGGAUGAGCGACUCGAAUUUCAGCAACACCAUGGUCGCUAACUGGGACAGCUAUCAUCCUUACUCGUGCAAUGGUUGCAAACGAGGAGGCCUACAGAGUCUCAACUUGGUGCGAUGCUCGGGAUGCAAAGUUGUAAAGUAUUGCUGUCGGGAUCACCAAAAGAAGGACUGGUCUACACACAAGAAGUGGUGCAAGGCUUUCAAUAAAGUCAGUGACAUCAAUGACGAAAUUGAUGAGAAGAUCGAUUGGACGGAAUGGAACCGUCGACAAAAUGAAAGAAAUAUAAAGCUCAUGAGCAUUUGGGUCGGAGACUUGAGUCACACUCCCCCCAUACAAAUUGCAUUGGUUCAGCCCCACUGUCGCCAAUGUUAUCGAUCAGGUCGGAUCUCGGGCGUGGAUUUGGUCGUUUGCCCAAGCUGCAAUGGCGUCGCCAUAUGCAAGUCAUGCCUCGGAAAUGAAGAUGUCACUUGGGAAACUUUUCAUAAUGGCGACCAGCAAGAAUGCGAAUUGUACUUGAUCUAUUUAUGCUGUUCUGGAAUGGUGGUCGAAAAAGGGCAGCCUCUUUUGGCAGCCAGCGAUACGAAUUGCAAAGAUACAUUUAAUCCAAAGGAUUGGAUUGAAUAUUUCGAAAAGAAAGGGAAUGAUUUUGAUAUGGGCGUUGGGUUGCCUAUCAGUGCUCUUCGAUUCAUGGCACCUAUUACCUGUUUUCUGACCAAUGGGCUGACGUUGGCAAUGACGACUCAAAUGCUACUGGGGAAAUUGAACUUGCUGAAAAAGUCAGAGUUACGUAUUCAUAUCUUGGGUGGUGCCAGCCACGAAAUUUCGGUUACACGGGCAUUCAUUGAAUUGGGGAGACUGAACCCGCAAUUGAAACGACUCGAUAUAGUGGUGGUAGGGCCAAGCCUACGAAACUAUUCGUACUCAUAUUCUCAUUUCCUUUUUCCAUCUGAAGUACCAUGCCAUUUGGACGGAACCGUAGACCAUGUCAAAGACCUCUACCAUAAUAGCUCUGUUGCCAGCGGUCCGGUUCCCGAUUUGUUUAUGGCGUUUAAUCCUGGAUUUCAUGAUCCAUCCCAUUUCGUGAAUUGGAGGUCAACAGUGGAAUUGGUAAGGACAAGAACGGGAGUUCCUCUUUGCAUCACCGGGCUCAACUUUUCGGAAGUCCAAAAUGACGUUAGGAUACUGAAGGAUAUGGGUUUUCAAGAAAAGAUGCCCCCAACAGCCAACCCAUUUAGAAGCAUGAGACCUUUUCUUGACCCCUCAAGAGAAGAGACUGACUUCAUCUACAACAACAAAGCGUACGCAAUAGUACAAGGUAUUCCCUGA
Cylindrotheca closterium is the source of this 1407-nucleotide messenger RNA. NCBI's taxonomy places the organism in Eukaryota, Bacillariophyta, Bacillariophyceae, Bacillariales, Bacillariaceae. The record is from the annotation of a GenBank genome assembly.